Messenger RNA from Monopterus albus (swamp eel), 4628 nucleotides. Its product is annotated as zinc fingers and homeoboxes protein 1-like. Gene Ontology annotation, biological process: regulation of transcription by RNA polymerase II. Gene Ontology annotation, cellular component: nucleus. Gene Ontology annotation, molecular function: DNA binding; DNA-binding transcription factor activity, RNA polymerase II-specific. Lineage: Eukaryota; Metazoa; Chordata; Actinopteri; Synbranchiformes; Synbranchidae. The coding region runs from base 534 to 3287 and encodes 917 amino acids. The transcript is spliced from 9 exons. The record is from RefSeq and is a predicted model, not a curated record.
UUUGGUUGGUAUUGUACUGUAGUUCGAGCUUUAUUUUGAAAUGUACAAACCGGAUACAUUUCUCGGCCGUUGCUCGCUUGUAGUGGCGGUAUAAAAUAUGGCCAUCGUCAGAUUCGUUGAACUAUCGGUGCCUUUUGUAUUAACCUUUCCUUUUUAUUAAGAAAGCAACAGAGUAAACAAUGCGAGUCGUAGCGGCGGCAGACGAAACUAAGGCUAACGAGCGGUAGUUAGCUUGUUUCCCGGUCGUUAGAGCGGCUCUGUGUCCGGCCGAAGCAGAUGGGAUCCUCGGUGUAUUUGGGUAAAAGGCGGAAGACUGCGUAUGAGCAGACAGAAGCAGAGAUGCUACACCGAUACAGCCGCUAGCCAGCUAACUGUUUGUUACGAGAUGCGGCUAAACGGGAGCCAGCUGAACAGGGAUUAAAGAUAACAGAGGAAACAUUUCAGCUGACCACAUCCUACUUUAUGGAGCCACAACAGGAGGACUUGAACUGAGACAGCUUUAAUACACAGCUAGACUGAACCUGAACCUCAGGAUGGCGAGCAGGAGGAAAUCCACCACCCCCUGCAUGGUUCCUCCUCGAGAAGCCAUGGACUCAGAUCAGGAGAUGGAGGACAUCACUGAUGCUGCAGAGCAAGAGAACAGUAAUGGAGUCGCGGCCGCAUCCUCGGAGGUUCCUGGUGUGCUGGAGGAGCAAGGUGAGGAGGCUGACGUCAGGCCGGUGUCAGACCACUACCUGGACUUGAACAUGACAGAAGGAGGCUAUGAGUGCAAAUACUGUAGCUUCCAGACAUCCGAACUCAACCUGUUCACCAUGCAUGUGGACACCGAGCAUCCCGAUGUCGUCCUAAACACCACCUACGUCUGUAUGGAGUGUGACUACCACACCAAGAGUUACGACACACUGCUGGCCCACAACGCUCGUCUCCACCCAGGUGAGGACAACUUCACACGGACGAUGGUGAAGCGAAACAAUGAGACCAUCUUUCAGCAGACGGUCAACGACCUCACCUUCGACGGCAGCUUCGUUAAAGUGGAGGAUGACGAGGCGGAGGAGACGUCCCGCAGAGGCAUCGCCCUCAGCAAGACCCCCAUCAUGCGGAUCAAGAGCAGAACGGAACCCAAGAAGUUCAGCGCCGCACACAAAAUGGCCGUCAAUGACGUCAUAAAGGUGGAAAGUGAUGACGAGGACGAUGAGAACAAGGAACCGCCAACACUAUCUCCUGCCCCCAUGACCCCUGCUGCUGUCACGCCUCGCCUCGUCCCUGUCUCCACGCCGGUGCAGGUCCAGGCUGUCCCACAGAGCAUCGUGGUCAACAAUCCCAGUGUGCUGCAGCUCAAAGGCGGCUCCAGCGGGGGGGGCAUGCUGCCACCAGGGACACUGGCUCAGGUACUGUCAGCCCUGCAGAACCAGAACAGCACUCAGACCCAGACCCAGCUCCUCAUCCCCAUCAGCAGCAUCCCCACCUACAACACAGCCAUGGACAACAAUGUCCUGCUGGUCAGCGCCUACAACAGAUUUCCGUAUCCCUCGGUGUCGGAGAUCACGGGCUUGUCAUCACAGACCAAGUUCAGCGAGGAGCAGAUUAAGGUGUGGUUUUCUGCCCAGAGGCUGAAACACGGAGUCAGCUGGACACCGGAGGAGGUGGAGGAGGCAAGGAGGAAGAAGUUUAAUGGCACGGUGCAGACCGUCCCCCAGACCAUCACCGUCAUCCCUGCCAACAUCGCUGCAGCCACAAACGGCCUGCAGUCAAUCUUCCAGACAUGUCAGAUCGUCGGCCAGCCGGGCCUCGUCCUUACUCAGGUGGCUGGUAACAGCAGCACAGUGCCGGUCGCCUCUCCCAUCACUCUGACAUCUGCCGGCAUACCACUCAGUUUGGACGCAGCAGCAACCAAACCGAAGAAGUCAAAGGAGCAGCUGGCAGAGCUGAAGGCAAGCUAUAGCAGGAGGCAGUUUGCCACAGAGGCAGAGAUAUCACGACUCAUGCAGGUCACCAAACUCUCCAAACGAGCAAUAAAGAAGUGGUUCAGUGAUACACGCUACAACCAGAGGAAAUCUAACGACCACCACAGUGUCCUGCCGAAUGAAACUUCAUCCAGCAGCGCAGGAGGAAGCCGAGGAAGGAACAGCAGCGGCAACCUUAAUGAUGGCAACAACAGUGACAACACCACCACCAUCGUCAUCGACUCCAGUGACGACGCCAGCGACUCCUCCCCGACUUCUGCCAACGUCCCAGGAUCGGCGCGUUCCUCCAGUGACCCACGGGUCAAAUUCCGCCAUGCCUUCCCUGACUUUACGCCACAGAAGUUUAAGGAAAAAACACCGGAGCAGCUACUUGUCCUGGAGGCCAGCUUCCAGAAAUCAGACAUGCCAUCAGAUGAGGAGCUGAGCCGGCUGCGAGCGGAGACGAAGCUAACGAGGCGUGAGGUUGAUGCUUGGUUCACGGAGAGGCGAAAAAUGCCUUCAGCAGCACAGCCAAAGGACGAAGACGUUGAGGAGGACGACGAGAAGCUGAAACCAGCUGCUGCGCCUUCAUCCUCAGCUGAGGAGAGACAGACAACUCCACCAGGGGGGAGAAAGGCGGUGAAGAAAACGCCAGAGCAGCUCCACAUCCUGAAGAAGGCCUUCGUCCACACACAGUGGCCGACACCGGAGGAGUACGACCAGAUGGCAGAGGAGAGCGGUCUACCGAGGACGUACAUUGUCAACUGGUUUGGAGACACACGCUACGCCUGUAAGAACAGCAACCUGAAGUGGUACUACCUCUACCAGAGCGGAAAGGUGGACGAGGCACUGAACGGUGGAGCCAAGAGUCAGAAGAAAUCCAGGAAGCGUUUCCGGGGGUGGUCCAGGAGGACACGCCGGCCAUAUCCCUGCAAACGCUCACCACAGGGGGACGCCACCACAAUCAAGGUGAAGUCCGGUAAAGAGUUUUUGAAGGACUACUACCACAAACACCAAGCUCUGAGUGAGAAGGAUCUGGACGACCUGGUGACAAAGUCCAACAUGAGCUAUGAGCAGGUGAGGGACUGGUUCUCAGAGGCCGCCAGGAGGGUGGAGGAGGGCAAAGAGCCCUUCAGUGACGAGGAGGCAGAGGGAGAGGAGGACGAGGACGAUGAUGAGGCAGGAGCAGAGCAUGGAGACAGUGAAGGAGAGAUGGAGGUGAAAGAACAAGGAGAGGAAGCCUCAGACGGCGACUGUGAUGAGGAAGAGGACGAGGACGAGGAGACCCAGGAGGAAUCUGAAAGUGUCAGCCAAUCACACCCUGAGGCAGAAGAGCAGACAUGAGCAGACAGAACCAGCGUUGCUACCCCCACAGAGGAGACGACACAGAGGACGCUAUACAUCAUUGUUUCUUAGCUGGGGGGUCGGGACCCAAAGGUGGCCACAGGAAGUUUGGAUGGAGUCACAGCUCAGAUGGAUCGUGCGUUACUAAAACGCCAGGCUCAUGCCUUCGAUGCACUUUGGGUCCUGACGGAGCUGAGAAGCACUGAGACGACAGAGCGGAAAGAAAGGACAAAGUGUUGGGAUGUAGUUUGGUUUGGCUGAACUGUGGGGACCAAGCGAAUGCACAGGGCGACGCCUCCCAGCAAACGCCACCACUAGGACAUGAAGUUCCAGCUCUGCUCCUGUACCAACAACAAGGCUUUUAUUGUGGUGGAAAUGACAGGGCUUUUACUUUGGCCUUCUGUCAUUUUUCUUAAAAAAAAAAAAAAGAAGAAGAAAAUUCACAUUUUAAGAGAAACUUUGUAUAAAUCCAAAACAUUUCUAAGAGGUGAGAUGUUGCACGGUUUUCUCAUUAAUACUCAACUUUUUUUUUCAGAAUAUCAGGAAGCCCCAGGCCUUUUCUCAAGGACAUGUCCUCUGCCCAGACGUUGCACUGUUCUAUAAGAAAAGGUUUUUAAAACCAUCCUUUUAGUGAAUAGACAGCUCAAACCAGUGCCAUCCUGUUUAUAAGCAUUGGCUUUAAAUUAAGAACGAAAACAGUGGAAUCAAAACUUUUUAGUAUUUUUUCAGCAGAUUUAUUAAGGUCUGAAUGACAUAACCGAUUGGAAACUGAAUCUAUUCAUGUUGUUAUGAGUUCUUUUGUAAACAGUAACAACCUCCAUGUCUGCAGGAGAUAGAGAUUGUUACCGUUCACUUUCAGUCACAGCAGUUCAGUGAAGGAUGGACGUCAGCACAGACACGAGGGAGAAUCCACCAGGACAGACACUCAGCGAGGCUUGUUUGUGCAUCAACUUGCGGUUUUUACGGCCUACAUCAGACUUGCAUUAGGACAGGACGAUAAAGCAGCCAAACCGAAGAAUUAGCUGGCGUAAACAAAUGCAGUCACUCUCUCUCAACUGCCUGAACAUAUCGGCCGUCACACAGAUGUUAGUGCCUGGUGAGGAAAGAUCAGCACAGCGUUUGAUGUUGGCGUCAGAGCAGACAGUGUGCCAGUUUAUUAGGGACACUGAGCUCAACCUCAGUCAGUCCUGCAGUAAAUCCUCCAUCAUGAAGGUGAUGACUGUUUGAGAGACAUGCUGAUUCACCUGUGCAGGCGUCUCUAGUAUGUAGGCUAGAAACCAUGGUGACCGAGAUGAAGGCAGGAUUUAUUGCAGGGCUGCAUUAGGUUUAACUAGGGGUACC